GGAAUCAAAAGCUGCCCAUCUACGUUUCCGCCUCAAAUGCCCAAAUUUCUCAGUCCUCACUUACCUCAUCAAUUCGCCGCCGAUACAAACAAUGGCGGAAUCCGUUCCACCGAACCCUAACUUUCUUCCACCGCCGGCCGCCACGCUGGACUCUCCGCCCCCAGAUCCAGCCCCUGCCGGCGGCUCUCCGUGGCUUCCCCGGCGCCCGGGCGUACGAGUGACCACGGAGUUCGACAGCGACUCUUCCUUGUUCUUCCACAAGAUAUCCUGCAAGUUCUUCGAUAGUCUCGCCAAGCUGAAGCUGUCUUUCCAGAACAAUGAUAAGGGCGAGAUAUCGGAGCCGCAGCUGGCCCUCACCUCCAAGUAUUUGUCCCUCCACUACGAUCUUGAAGACCACAACGCUCUCGUCAAGAGCUCGUUCGAUGUUGGCCCUGCUUUGCGUUUCAGGGCUGCUCAUGACGUCAAGGCACAACAAGGAGAGGUGGCUAUGGUUGCUGAUCUUGCUGGUCCUUCCUACAAAUUUGAACUUUCAUCAGCUGUUCCAUCUGUUGGUCUGCCAAGGGCCACCUUUAAGUUUCCUCUGGGUGAAGUGUCAUUGGAAGAGAAAGAUGAGGGAGAGGAAGUGAAGAAAAUGAUGUCUAUAAAUGGAAUUGUCAAAGGUCAUCUCUUAGAUGGGGUUUGCACAGCUCAGUACAAGGAAGAAAGCUUAAAUUUAAGAUAUUUAUACAAGGAUGAGCAAAUGGCCUUCAUUCCAAGCAUUUCAUUGCCUUCAAAUGCAUUAGCAUUUGCAUUUAAGCGCCGAUUUGGACCUUCAGACAAGCUGAGCUAUUGGUACAAUUUUGAUUCAAACUUCUGGAGUACAGUGUACAAGCACAAUGUUGGCAAGGAGUACAAAUUCAAAGUUGGUUAUGAUUCCGAGGUGCAACUGGGAUGGGCAUCUCUUUGGAUUGGAGAUGAAAGCGGGAAAGCAAAGACAGCUCCGAUGAAAAUGAAAAUCCAGUUCAUGCUCCAGGUGCCGCGAGAUGAUAUCAAAUCAUCGGCCUUGAUGUUUCGCGUGAAAAAGAGGUGGGACAUCUGAAUCUGUUUGUUCGUUCGUUCGUUCGGUUGUCGUCGGAUGCCUUCUCGGCCUGCUCAAACUGUUGUAGUAAUAUCCAUCCAUUGCCCCCCUGAAACAGUAAGUUUGUAGUCUCUAUUCAUAUUAUUAUCUUCUUCUCAAAGGUGCAUAUAUACUUGCAAUAGUAGUAGCACUGGCAUCUGCCAUUUGGGCUACAAAUGGAGUGAAAACAGUGUGCCGUGGCUAUGGCUAUCUAUGGCUGUGGAAUGGUAUUUAUUGCUCAUCAUCUGUUUGCCAGAGCCCACUGGGAUGUUGAAAGUUUAUCUAAUAAGAUUCUGUUAUCUGAUCAGAA
This is a messenger RNA of Diospyros lotus (date-plum), 1406 nucleotides long. RefSeq names its product outer envelope pore protein 37, chloroplastic. Bases 92 to 1078 code for a protein of 328 amino acids. Gene Ontology annotation, biological process: monoatomic cation transport. The record is from RefSeq and is a predicted model, not a curated record. The transcript has 6 exons. Gene Ontology annotation, cellular component: chloroplast outer membrane. Gene Ontology annotation, molecular function: monoatomic ion channel activity. NCBI's taxonomy places the organism in Eukaryota, Viridiplantae, Streptophyta, Magnoliopsida, Ericales, Ebenaceae.